AAUAGCAACAAAAAAUAAGGAUGUCGUCCGAACCAGCUCCUUAUGUACCCAAAAAUGUCCUCAUAACGGGUGCAGCAGGCUUCAUUCCCUCUCAUGUAACCAAUAGAUUGACCAAACUAUAUCCUAACUACAGGAUUGUUGCUCUUGACAAGCUCGAUUAUUGUUCGAGUCUAAAGAAUUUGGAGCCAAGUUACUCAUGUCCGAAUUUCAAAUUUGUCAAGGCUGAUAUAACGAGUGCUGAUCUUAUCAACCAUCUUUUGGUUGAGGAGAAGAUUGACACAAUUAUGCAUUUUGCAGCACAGACUCAUGUGGAUAAUUCAUUUGGAAAUUCAUUCGAGUUCACCAUCAAUAAUAUUUAUGGUACUCAUGUGCUUCUCGAGGCUUGUAAGUUGACGAAAUCCAUCAAAAGAUUCAUUCAUGUUAGUACGGAUGAAGUUUAUGGCGAAACUGAUUUGGAGACUGACAUUGGCAAUCCUGAAGCUUCUCAACUCCUUCCUACUAAUCCAUAUUCCGCGACUAAAGCUGGAGCUGAAAUGCUUGUCAUGGCUUAUAAUAGGUCUUAUGGCCUACCAACAAUCACUACUCGAGGGAAUAACGUGUAUGGCCCAAAUCAGUUCCCUGAGAAGUUGAUUCCAAAGUUCAUUAUUCUUGCAAUGAAGGGUGAGCGUUUGCCAAUUCAUGGCGAUGGAACAAAUGUUAGGAGCUAUUUGUACUCUGCUGAUGUUGCUGAGGCAUUUGAUGUGAUACUGCAUAAAGGGGUAAUUGGACAUGUGUAUAACAUUGGCACUAAGAAGGAGAGGGCAGUUUUGGACGUGGCUGCAGACAUAUGCAAAUUAUUCGGAAAGAAUGCUCAAGAAGUUAUCGAGCUUGUCCAAGAUAGGCCUUUUAAUGACCAAAGGUAUUUCCUGGAUGAUCAAAAGCUUAAGAAGUUAGGGUGGCAAGAAAGGACUACUUGGGAGGCAGGACUAAAGAUGACACUCGAUUGGUACACCAAAAAUCCCGAUUGGUGGGGUGAUAUAACCGGAGCCCUUCACCCACAUCCGAGAAUUUCAAACAUUGUGCCUUCACAUGAUGAAGGGUGUCUGUUGCAGCUUGUAAAAAGAAGCAACAAAGGUUGUGGCUCAGACUUGAAGUUCUUGAUUUACGGAAAAACUGGUUGGAUUGGAGGGUUGUUAGGAAAGAUUUGUGAUGAACGUGGAAUAUCAUACGAGUAUGGAUUAGGACGACUACAGGAUAGGAGUUCUCUAAUGCAAGACAUUAUAAGAGUAAAGCCAACUCAUGUUUUCAACGCGGCUGGUGUUACUGGGAGGCCUAAUGUGGAUUGGUGUGAAUCACAUAAAGCAGAGACAAUUAGAACGAACGUUGCUGGUACACUAACUUUAGCUGAUAUCUGCAGAGAAGCAGAUAUCUUAGUGAUGAAUUUCGCGACAGGUUGCAUAUUUGAAUAUGAUGAGAGGCAUCCAUUAGGCUCAGGCAUCGGAUUCAAAGAGGAAGACAAACCAAAUUUUACAGGAUCCUUUUACUCGAAGACCAAAGCCAUGGUUGAAGAGCUUCUAAAAGAAUAUGAUAAUGUAUGCACUCUCCGAGUAAGAAUGCCAAUAUCAUCAGACCUUAGUAACCCGAGAAACUUCAUCACAAAGAUAACGCGUUAUGAUAAAGUGGUAAACAUCCCAAAUAGCAUGACAGUUCUAGAUGAGCUACUACCAAUCUCUAUUGAAAUGGCAAAGAGAAACUGUAGAGGGAUAUGGAACUUCACUAAUCCGGGAGUUGUGAGCCACAACGAGAUUCUAGGGAUGUAUAAAGACUACAUCGAUCCCAAAUUCAAGUGGCAGAAUUUCGAUCUUCAAGAACAAGCCAAAGUGAUCGUUGCACCACGAAGUAACAACGAGCUUGACAUGACAAAGCUGAAAAAAGAGUUUCCAGAAUUGCUAUCAAUCAAAGAUUCAAUCAUCAAGUAUGUCUUCGGACCUAACAAAAAGACAUAA
Messenger RNA from Solanum tuberosum (potato), 1985 nucleotides. Its product is annotated as trifunctional UDP-glucose 4,6-dehydratase/UDP-4-keto-6-deoxy-D-glucose 3,5-epimerase/UDP-4-keto-L-rhamnose-reductase RHM1-like. The coding region runs from base 21 to 1985 and encodes 654 amino acids. NCBI's taxonomy places the organism in Eukaryota, Viridiplantae, Streptophyta, Magnoliopsida, Solanales, Solanaceae. Gene Ontology annotation, molecular function: dTDP-glucose 4,6-dehydratase activity. Gene Ontology annotation, biological process: nucleotide-sugar metabolic process. The transcript has 2 exons. The record is from RefSeq and is a predicted model, not a curated record.